UACUUUAGCAAAAUCUUGUUUUACUUUUAAAUAUAAUAAUCAUUUAUCACAAUUUGCUUUCCUGAAACCAAAUGCAACCGUUGAGGUGUGAACGAAAAAGGAUAACGGAAUCUGGGGAUAUCAAAAAGUUAAAGGGCGACGACACGUGUCCCUUUGCUUACCCCUCUAAAUCUAUUUAAACCGAGAGCUGAAUCGCCAAGACGGAACCCGCCAAUUUCCCAUCAAAAUGUCAGUGUCUCUUAGUGCUGCCGAACAGAUCUCCUUCUUCUGCUUCCAAAUCAGCAAUAGGAGAUUCAUUGAAGAUUCUCUUCGAAUCCUUGAGUCGAUUCUCGUAACCAAAGACGUGAAGUCAUUGAUCGAAGUACGGUCCAGUUUGAGAGAGUACAUGAGUUCUGAAUUUUUCUGUGUGAUCCGUGAAAUCGAAGAGAAAUCCGUCGACCAAAAGAUAUUGGUUCUAGACUUCUUUGUUCGUGCUUUUGCUCUUAUCGGCGACAUCGAGAGUUGCUUGGCCGUGAGAUAUGAGGCUUUACUUUAUCGCCAGCUCAAGUCUCCAAGUAACCAGUGGCUACAAGUUUCACAUACAGAAUGGCUAAGCUUUGCUGAUCACUCAAUUCAAAAUGGUUUCUACACAAUAGCUUGGAAGGCAUGUGAAAAUGCACUGUUAUGCAUUCAAAGAGAUGAUGGUACUGAUCCCAACUCAGAUGAAUAUUCUGAAAAUUCGAAAGAUAUAGAAAAAAUUAAAAGACUCAAGGACUCUGCAAUAAUAUCAGCUUCCUCACAUUCAGUUCAGGCACAGACAACAGAGUACUUGAGGAAAAAAAAGAAUGAGAAAGCCAGAACAUGGCCUCUAUUUGGUAAGAAAGUGCAGUGCCAGGGAAGCACUCUGUUCAGAGAUGGCAUUAAAAGACAGAAUGAACGAAAGCUGCAUGAAUGCAAAACUCUCAAGAUUAAGAUCAUAUCAUAAUCAAUUCAACUUUGAUGCCCCUGCUGCAUGUUCUGUUUUUUGCAGUGAAUUUUAUUUCACAAGCUUAUGUUGGAUAGGUAGAUACUGCAUAUGCAGGUUCCCUCUUGACAAAGUGUUACUCUAUCAUGGUUGUCCUGUGUUAAUAGGACGAAACUACUGCGAUUACCAAUCAACCUAUUUCAAUGGGAAAGUAGGGGAUGGUAGAGGCAAACGGCAUGGUAGAAAAUGUCAUAUAUCUGUUCUGUGGGAUGUUUGUUUAUGUCAAGUAGCUGUUCUGUUUUCUUUUAUAUGCCUUUUGUUUUUUGUUGGCAUAAUUAAAACAUGGCUGAAUUUGAAGAGUGUGAACAUGCCAUUUAGCCUUGGAUCAUGCACAUCAUGAUUUUCUGUGGGAUGUUUGUUUAUGUCAAGUAGCUGUUCUGUUUUC
This is a messenger RNA of Carica papaya (papaya), 1388 nucleotides long. RefSeq names its product protein DOUBLE-STRAND BREAK FORMATION. NCBI's taxonomy places the organism in Eukaryota, Viridiplantae, Streptophyta, Magnoliopsida, Brassicales, Caricaceae. The record is from RefSeq and is a predicted model, not a curated record. Gene Ontology annotation, biological process: meiotic DNA double-strand break formation.